Besnoitia besnoiti is the source of this 1149-nucleotide messenger RNA. RefSeq names its product SAG-related sequence. The coding region runs from base 1 to 1149 and encodes 382 amino acids. Gene Ontology annotation, cellular component: membrane. Lineage: Eukaryota; Apicomplexa; Conoidasida; Eucoccidiorida; Sarcocystidae. The transcript has a single exon. The record is from RefSeq and is a predicted model, not a curated record.
AUGGCAAGGAAAGUUGCGACGCCGAGGGGCAGCCGGUGCUUCAAGUCCAGAACCCGAAAGUUGAUAGUCGCGUGCCUCGGCGGCAUCUUACUGUUUUCUAGUGAGCAAGGCGCUGCUGCCGAUCAUCCACAGAUCGUGAAGGCCAAGUCCGGGGGGAACACAAAGCUUCCAGUCGUGCAGAAAGGUGUUGCAACAUGCGACUUGGAGCUGGCGGAAAGUCCGAUUGGGGUGGACGCGCAACACGCGGUCGUGACACUUUCAGAGAGCCAGCUGACAGUCGCUUUGCAGUGCAAAGGCAACGGAAACAAUGUGGUACCACAAACGGAUGGCACCGUUUGUACUGGCACGAACGAUACACCAGUGAAAACAUGCGCAGCUGAAAGGAACCGGAAUGUAACGCAGGUGGGUCUGAAGGAUCUCCUCGGAGCCAGCACGGAUAUAAAAGCGGCGAAGAGACGUCUCCAAACUACCCCCAACGUCGAGGAGUGGAGCUUGAUCCUAGAAAAAUCACAACUUCCCCGCACUGAUGAGUCCUUCUUUGUCGGAUGUAAGUCUCCCGCUGACGAGAAUUCCGACUCUAAGUGCAAACUGGAUGUAACUGUGAAAGCAAGAGUCUCUUCUGUUGAAGGCAACGUCGUUACGUGUGCGUACGGUGCGGCAAGCAACGGCGAAGAACCCUUGACUGUGGACAUGACCCAAGAGAACAACAAACUGACAAUCGAUUGUGGCGACGAAGGCUCCCUCAAGCCUGCAGGUUUCAAUAAUUUCUGCACGUCUGACGACAAGGACCUGGAGACUUGCUCGAAACAGUUCGUUGAGAUGUUCCCGAACUUUCAGAAGAGCUGGUGGCAGACGACCGACGCUGAGGGGAGUCCGGCAACUCUUACCAUUCCUCCGAGUGACUUCCCUUCCGAAGAAAAACAGUUCCUGUUAGGUUGCGCGCCGACGAAGAAAGUGCCACAAGGGGCAGGCGGGAGAGCUGCUGAUGGGCAACCCGUGUCAGGCGCUGGGAACCCGUCCACAUGCAAGGUGUUGGUGACUGUGAAGGCAGCCAGCUCAUCAGCAUCUGCGAUGUCCGCACUGCCGAUGGCAGCCGGAGUGUCCGGAGCUGCCGCUGUGGUGACAGGUCUUCUUGCGCGUGCCUUCUAG